This is a messenger RNA of Symbiodinium sp. CCMP2456, 425 nucleotides long. The record is from the annotation of a GenBank genome assembly. Lineage: Eukaryota; Dinophyceae; Suessiales; Symbiodiniaceae.
GCCGGUGCUACAGCUGUCGUGCAGGAGUGGGAUUGGUCGAGGUUUGCAGUUCUCGAAGUGUUCCAAGCAGCGCCCAGAAAUGGUGGGCAGGUCGAGUUGCUUCAGGAUGCGCAGUCGAAGGAAUUUUUGGUGGCCAAGGUCAUGCCGCUUUGCUGGACCUGUGCAGACCAUGAGAAGUUUGUCAAGACGUACCCGGAAGAAACCGAGAUGCCCUGGCGUGAUGUAUGCAUCACACAAUACCUGGACCAGAGACUUGGUGAGCCGCACGUCUGCAAGUUUUUCGGCAUCUUCCGAAGAUCAUCUAAAGGGCAAGAUACAGGUGAUUGUGGGCCUUGUGAUGCGCUGCAGGCACAUGCCGAGGAGGGCGAGCACUGCCUGGUGCUGUCCUACUGCCGCGGCGGAGAUCUCUUCACCUGGCUGGAGAG